Messenger RNA from Arabis nemorensis, 1305 nucleotides. Lineage: Eukaryota; Viridiplantae; Streptophyta; Magnoliopsida; Brassicales; Brassicaceae. The record is from the annotation of a GenBank genome assembly.
AUGGGUUCUUUGUCUGGGAUUAUUCAACGGCCACUUGUUGCUGCUGCUGCUGUUAUCGCCGCUUCUGUGUCUGCAGAUGUCUCUGAGAAGUUUUCUUCUAUUAGAUCACUAGUUCGAGGUUCUGAAUCUGCUGCUUCAGUGUCUGCUUCAGUUCAGGACGAAAGGUCCUUGUGGGUUUCUCAAAUCUCGGCCUCCAAGCUCGCGGAUUUGUCUUUUGUGUCGAGGAUUCGUUUCCCCGUACCUAAUGUUGAUUUUCUAGCUCCUAAUCCGAGCUGUAAUCUCGCUCCCUCUGUUACUUCUCUGUCUGCUCUUCGUAGUGUCUAUCAGUCUGCAGAAUUGGCUAAGGCGUCCAAACCAGUGACAUUUACAAUCGGGGCCUCGCUUGUGGUUCCUGAUGUUUCCUACAGGUGGCAUUUGCCUGAGACUAGUGCAAUUGAUUUGUCUGGUUCCUCGAGUUGUGCGUCUGAGAAGAAUAGAACUGUUGUGGUUUUGCUUGGAUGGCUUGGAUCGAAGCAGAAGCAUCUUAAGAAAUAUGCGGAUUGGUAUACUGCAAGGGGUUACCAUGUCAUUACAUUCACUCUUCCCAUGAAUGAGAUUAUGAGUUAUCAAGUUGGAGGAAAAGCAGAGAAGAACAUCGACUCGCUGGUUAAUCACUUGGCUGAUUGGUUGGAUGAAGAGCAACAGAAAAACCUCGUCUUUCACACCUUCAGCAACACUGGAUGGUUAACAUAUGGAGCCAUUCUGGAGAAGUUUCAGAAGCAAGAUUCAUCAUUGAUGCAAAGAGUUAAAGGUUGCAUCGUGGACUCAGCUCCUGUUGCUGCUGCAGAUCCUACGGUAUGGGCAUCGGGUUUCUCAGCUGCGCUCUUGAAGAAAAACAGCGUAGCCACUAAAGGAUCCGCAAGCUCAUCAUGUGAGUUAAACGUGGGAACGCAAAUUAACUUCUCUGAGCCUACACCUGCUGCAACAGAAACAGCUUUGCUUUUAGUACUCGAAAAGUUCUUUGCGGUGAUUCUAAAUCUUCCUAAAGUAAACAGGAGACUUACCAACGUUGUAGACACUUUAUCAUCAGAACAACCAAGAUGUCCACAGUUAUACAUUUACAGCUCUGCAGAUAGAGUUAUCCCCGCAGGACAAGUUGAAUCAUUCAUUGUAGAGCAGAGGAAAGCAGGACACGAGGUCCGUGCUUGUAACUUCAUAUCUUCACCUCAUGUAGACCAUUUCCGGAGUAACCCAGAACUGUAUACAGCUGAGCUCAACCAUUUCAUGGAAAACUCGGUCCUUGCUUGCUGCAAUCAUUCUUCAUAG